Messenger RNA from Oryzias melastigma (Indian medaka), 1122 nucleotides. It is a transcript of the gene cope, whose product is annotated as COPI coat complex subunit epsilon. The coding region runs from base 61 to 969 and encodes 302 amino acids. Gene Ontology annotation, molecular function: protein binding; structural molecule activity. The record is from RefSeq and is a predicted model, not a curated record. The transcript has 10 exons. Gene Ontology annotation, cellular component: COPI vesicle coat. Gene Ontology annotation, biological process: endoplasmic reticulum to Golgi vesicle-mediated transport; retrograde vesicle-mediated transport, Golgi to endoplasmic reticulum; intra-Golgi vesicle-mediated transport. NCBI's taxonomy places the organism in Eukaryota, Metazoa, Chordata, Actinopteri, Beloniformes, Adrianichthyidae.
CCACGCAACGUAAUGGAGUGACGUAUUUUUUUCUACGUGUCCGGAAGUUAGCAGAGAAACAUGGCGUCUCAACAGAGCGAUGUUGAUGAACUGUUUGAUGUGAAAAAUGCGUAUUACAUCGGCAGUUUUCAACAAUGUAUCAACGAGGCUCAGAAAGUAAAGCCUUCAUCGCCCGAGAAAGAAGUUGAAAGAGACACGUUUUUGUAUAGGGCUUACAUUGCUCAGAGGAAGUAUGCUGUUGUCCUGGAUGACAUCAGAGGCAACUCUCCUCCAGAGCUUCAGGCCGUGAAGAUGUUUGCCGAGUAUUUGUCCAGUGAAAACAAAAGGGAUGCUAUUGUUGCUGAUUUGGAUAAAAAGAUGGCAAAGAGUGUGGAUGCUGCCAACACCACCUUCCUUCUGAUGGCCGCUUCCAUUUAUUACCAUGAGCAGAACACGGAUGCUGCUCUCAGAACUCUGCACCAAGGAGAAAGUCUGGAGUGUAUGGCGAUGAGCAUUCAGGUGCUUCUGGGUUUGGAUCGAGUUGACUUGGCAAGAAAAGAGCUGAAGAAGAUGCAGGAGCAGGACGAGGAUGCUACUCUCACCCAGCUAGCCACAGCUUGGGUUAACAUUGCUGUGGGUGGAGAGAAGCUGCAGGAUGCAUACUACAUUUUCCAAGAGAUGUCUGACAAAUACUCGUCGACGCUGCUGCUCCUGAAUGGACAGGCUGCCUGUUACAUGGCUCAGAACAAGUGGGAGGAGGCCGAGGGAGUCCUGCAGGAGGCUCUGGAUAAGGACAGCAGCCAUCCUGAGACGCUGAUCAACCUCAUCGUGCUGACACAGCACUUAGGCAAAGCUCCCGAGGUUACAAAUCGGUAUCUCUCGCAGCUGAAAGAUGCACACAAAGCCCACCCGUUCCUGAAAGACUAUUUAGCCAAGGAGAACGAGUUCGACAGACUGGCCAUGCAGUACGCCCCGACCGCGACGGCCUGAAGCUUCAGCUUCCAUCGCCGUGGAAACAAAUCAUUUGAAAUAUUAUUUAAAAUUAUUCCCGAAAAUUAACACAAAUAAACAUUUUUCAUACAUAUUUCAGCAUAUGUGUAAUGUAAACAUUCCUGUAAAGUGAUAAUAAAGAAAAAAACUCCA